Molecule: messenger RNA, 1175 nt
Organism: Phaeodactylum tricornutum CCAP 1055/1
Lineage: Eukaryota; Bacillariophyta; Bacillariophyceae; Surirellales; Neidiaceae
Gene: RAD51-g2
Product: Rad51 DNA recombination/repair protein
Exons: 1
Biological process (GO): reciprocal meiotic recombination; meiotic DNA recombinase assembly; DNA repair
Cellular component (GO): Rad51C-XRCC3 complex; replication fork; Rad51B-Rad51C-Rad51D-XRCC2 complex
Molecular function (GO): crossover junction DNA endonuclease activity; four-way junction DNA binding; ATP-dependent DNA damage sensor activity
Source: RefSeq, a predicted model, not a curated record
AACGCCUCAUUGUAACAGCAAACUCAUCUACGGCAGUUACGAUAUUUUGUUACCUACUUUGCAACGCAAGUAGUAUUCUUUACGAUGCGCGAUAUUCCGUUGGCGCAUUUGCCGCUCCGUCCCUCAACGCUACAAACGUUGCAAAAAAGAGGAUUCUACGGUACCCGGGAACUCACGGAAUCCAAACAGUCGGGCAUGGCCAAUUUGGCUGCUGAGCUUGCGUUGAAUUUAUCGCAAACUUCCGCGUUGUAUGCCGAAGUUGAUUCUUGUUUACGGACAACGACGCCGGUUACUAAAACGGCGGCCGCCUUGUUGGAAGAAAAUGUCGAAGGCCAGGGAUGCAUCAUAACCUUUUGCAGGCAUGUUGAUACGCUCUUGGGAGGAGGUAUCGCGAUGGGGGAACUCACAGAAAUUGCAGGUCCGCCAGGCGUCGGCAAAACGCAGUGGGGAAUGCAAUUGGCGGUGGACGCUCGUUUGCCAAACACAUUCGGGGGAGUUGCCGGCGAAACGGUGUACGUCGAUACGGAAGGGUCGUUUUCGCCAGAACGCUGUCACGAUAUGGCGACGAGUUUGGUCCAGCACAUAGAAGCCGGACGUAGGCGGCGACAGGAAAAGGGGCAAAAAUUACAACCCAUGCCAGCCUGGUUUGCUCCCGACACGAUUCUACAAGGAAUCCACGUAUACCGCGUCCACGACGAAGCCGCACAAACCUCCGUGUUGUACUCACUGCCUAAAUUUCUGCAAGACCGACAAGAGGCAGGAACCCCCGUGCGUCUAGUAGUAGUUGACAGCAUGGCAUUUCACCAUCGUGCCGCCCCUCCUAACUCUGAUUUCGUCGGACGCACGCGUUCCCUGACCUCGCAGGCUGCCUUCUUGACCAACCUGGCGGCCCAGAGCGGUAUAGCCGUGGUGGCGAUCAAUCAAAUGACGACGAAAAUGACCACUUCCGAAGCUUCCAAACAAGUCCCGGCAUUGGGAGAGUCUUGGGCUCAUGCCGUCACUACCCGAAUCCUUUUGUCUCGUCCGAUUUCCGACACCAACGGCGUUCGAACCUGUACGUUGGUAAAAUCCCCCCGUUUGGCCUCGGGAAGUGCCGACUACCAGAUUUUGCAAUGCGGAAUACGAGGAGUGGAUGCAGUACACGUUUCGGACGGACCCAAACGACAGCGCACGGU